This is a messenger RNA of Hevea brasiliensis (rubber tree), 2390 nucleotides long. Its product is annotated as adagio protein 1. Bases 263 to 2116 code for a protein of 617 amino acids. Gene Ontology annotation, cellular component: nucleus; SCF ubiquitin ligase complex; cytosol. Gene Ontology annotation, biological process: circadian rhythm; response to blue light. Gene Ontology annotation, molecular function: protein binding. Lineage: Eukaryota; Viridiplantae; Streptophyta; Magnoliopsida; Malpighiales; Euphorbiaceae. The record is from RefSeq and is a predicted model, not a curated record. The transcript is spliced from 2 exons.
AUAGGCGAAUUUGUGACCCGCUCUCUCUCUCUCUCUCUCUCUCUAAAAAUAGCUAUGUUGUCAAACAUUGCCCGCCACUCGUUGUCUCGCCAUCUUGAUUUCCUUUGCACUUUGGACACAACUAACUGUUUCGCACUCCCUCCUCUGUAAAAUCCAUUUUGAUCCUUGUAAUUCUCUUCCAACCCUUUUCUUCUUUUUGUCAGUUUUUGCUUCUUUCAUUCAUGGGUUAGAUUAUUUUUUCCCUUUUGCCUCGAUUCUCGUAAUGGAGUGGGAUAGUAAUUCGGAUCUCAGUGGGGACGAGGAUGACGGAUUCACGCUUAACGAUGAUGCUGAUUCUGGUGGUGCUGCUGGUCCGCUCCCUUUCCCUGUUGAGAAUUUGCUCCAAACGGCGCCUUGUGGGUUCAUUGUCACUGAUGCGCUAGAGCCUGACCAUCCUAUUAUCUAUGUCAACACUGUUUUUGAGAUGGCUACUGGCUAUCGAGCUGAGGAAGUGCUUGGGCGUAACUGCCGCUUCUUGCAAUGUAGAGGUCCAUUUGCCAAAAGAAGGCAUUCAUCGGUGGAUUCAACAGUGGUUGCAGAAAUAAGAAAACACCUUGAGGAGGGCAUUGAAUUUCAAGGUGAAUUAUUGAACUUCAGAAAAGAUGGAUCUCCUCUAAUGAACAGGUUGCAGCUUACUCCAAUAUAUGGAGAUGAUGAAACAAUAACUCAUGUUAUUGGAAUCCAAUUCUUCACAGAAGCAACUAUUGAUCUAAGUCCUGUGCCGGGUUCUUCAUUAAAGGAGCAUGCAAAAUCAGCUGAUCGAUUUCGUUCUGGUUUUUCUACUUAUUGUCCUAUCCCAGUACGGGACUGCAGUGUUUAUCGCGGGGUUUGUGGGAUACUGCAAUUGAGUGAUGAGGUGCUGUCUAUCAAAAUACUUUCACGUUUGACACCAAGAGACAUUGCAUCUGUAGGUUCAGUCUGUACGCGACUCUAUGAGCUGACUAAGAAUGAGGAGCUUUGGAGAAUGGUUUGCCAGAAUGCUUGGGGUAGUGAAACUACUCGUGCUAUAGAGACUGUGCCUGGUGCAAAGAGACUUGGAUGGGGUCGCCUUGCAAGAGAAUUAACUACUCUUGAAGCAGCAGCCUGGAGAAAGCUAACUGUUGGAGGUGCAGUUGAACCCUCAAGGUGCAAUUUUAGUGCUUGUGCAGUAGGGAAUCGAAUCGUCCUUUUUGGAGGGGAGGGUGUUAACAUGCAACCAAUGAAUGACACCUUUGUGAUGGAUUUGAACUCCAGCAAUCCUGAGUGGCAACAUGUCCAAGUGAGCUCCCCUCCUCCUGGACGGUGGGGUCAUACUCUUUCUUGUGUUAACGGGUCUCGUUUGGUAGUCUUUGGAGGUUGUGGAAGGCAAGGCUUACUUAAUGAUGUCUUUGUUUUGGAUUUGGAUGCUAAACCUCCAACAUGGCGUGAGAUUUCUGGAUUGGCUCCACCACUCCCACGAUCAUGGCAUAGUUCCUGCACUCUUGAUGGCACCAAGUUGAUAGUCUCUGGCGGGUGUGCAGAUUCUGGAGUACUUCUUAGUGAUACAUUUCUGCUUGAUCUAUCAAUGGAAAAACCUGUUUGGAGGGAGAUUCCAGUAGCAUGGGCCCCGCCUUCUCGGCUAGGUCACACUCUUUCAGUUUAUGGUGGAAGGAAAAUAUUGAUGUUUGGGGGUUUGGCCAAAAGUGGGCCCCUUCGAUUUCGUUCGAGUGACGUUUUCACUAUGGAUCUAAGUGAGGAGGAACCAUGUUGGAGGUGUGUAACUGGGAGUGGAAUGCCAGGUUCUGGAAACCCUGGGGGUGUAGCUCCUCCUCCAAGGCUUGAUCAUGUAGCUGUGAGUCUUCCAGGGGGUAGAAUCGUAAUCUUUGGUGGUUCUGUUGCUGGUCUUCAUUCUGCUUCGCAACUGUACCUCCUUGACCCAACAGAUGAGAAACCAACAUGGAGGAUUCUAAAUGUACCUGGGAGACCCCCAAGAUUUGCUUGGGGACACAGUACCUGUGUUGUCGGAGGGACGAGGGCUAUAGUCCUUAGUGGUCAAACUGGGGAGGAGUGGAUGUUAAGUGAGCUCCAUGAGCUGUCCUUGACGAGUUACAUUAUUUGAUUCGCAAAAAAUGUAUUGGCAAGCUGUGGCAAAGGAAUCACCUGAAGCCUUCAACUUGAUAAUUUCUUGAAAACUCAGUUGAGAGGUUAACUAAAAACUUUUGACAAAUGUUGCUUUGGUCAGGACUUUGUAUCAGGUGGUUGUCGGUUAUUUGAUUUUCUUGUACAAGGUUGUUCUGGCUCCAGAUGAACUUUCAUAAGGUGACUGAAAUCUCAGAAAGUAGAAAGCAGCUGAAAAUGUCAAAAAUGAAUGUGAAAAAUAGCUGGUUCUUGUA